Molecule: messenger RNA, 2767 nt
Organism: Nematostella vectensis (starlet sea anemone)
Lineage: Eukaryota; Metazoa; Cnidaria; Anthozoa; Actiniaria; Edwardsiidae
Exons: 3
Coding region: 188-1228 (346 amino acids)
Biological process (GO): regulation of transcription by RNA polymerase II
Source: RefSeq, a predicted model, not a curated record
GUACGACGUCACCGUCUGUAGAUAUCCGAACGAUGCGCCAUGGUGGACCGAUAGUCAGCGCCAUUAAACACACUUUUUGCCUUGAUUUCAGGCGAGAAUCGGCGUAGAAACCACCCAGGACUUACUAUGGAUAGUGCCUGGUUGUUGUACAUUGGUUCUGUCUCGUUAGAAGUCGUAUGAAGCGUCCAUGGCCGAAGGGUUGGACAAUGACAUGAACCAACAACAACAGCAAGAGAGCGUUCCGCAUGGCCAGGAGGCGUUUCACACUCCUUCCUUGCUUUUAGAGAACAGUUAUUUGGACGCUUCCAGUGCGCCUGUAACCCAACAGCAAGCUCCAUUAGCUCAAUCUGGUGCAAAUCAGGGACAGAAAAAGAAAAGUGCGUUUCAAAUAACUAGUGUUACAGAAACACGGGCCCAUAGUCGUGGUGACAGUAAUGGCUACGAUUUGGAGGAUCUGAACGAAAGUGAUGUUACAGAAAUUGAGGUAGAAACGGUUGAUGAGUCGCUUAGUAGGAAUGGAAAUGGUGGCUCGAGAUUCAAGGUUGUUAGAAUACAAAGGAAUGAUCCGUAUGUGCGAGGCCGUUGGCAAUGCCAUGACUUCGCUGACAUCGAGCAAGUCACGAGCUCCGCUCAGAGUCAGGGCAGUGGAGAAAAUCGUGAAGUACACUCUACCCAUAGUACUGCACCCUCUACAUCUCAUAGCAUUACGAACCAUAUCUCGCUAGAAUCGAAUACCUGGACGGACUCAUCUUUAGCAAAUCAUAGAAAUUCUGUGGAUGUACCUAGUAGUUCAAAGCAACCAAUUCUUGCUCAGAAUUUACCCGGGCAUGUGAACUUUGAGGCAAGUUCGACGAGAAAGAAGGACCCUGAUCCAGCGCAUUUAUCGGCUGCUUCUAAGCCGGACGGCAGUGAUUCAGCCUCUUUUGCAUCGAGUGCUUCUUCUGCUGGAUCUGAAAGGCCCGAUAAACUAAACGAAGCGGUCAAAAAGAUUCCUGGAGUCAGUUUAGGUCAUCAAGGACUUCCAGAAGAAGAAGAGGAACUGCCAAUAGUUAAUACAAUAGCCACCGCAAUGGAUCAGAUAACUCAAAUAAAGUCAGCGCUGCUCACUGUAGUCCAUGAAGAAGUGCAAACCUUGAAGGACACUAUAUCUAAGCUAAAAGAAGAAAAUGAGGAACUGAAAGUAGAAAAUGAAAUGCUAAAACAAAAAGUGGAGCAUCAGGAGACAUAACCAAUGGCUGACAUUCAUGCCAGUCACUUGACUCCAACACUGAAUAUGACAAGAUAGUUUAUUUUCAAUUAUAAAAAUGCAAAAUAUGUGUACCCAUCUAUGGGUAUGCUGGUUUGUGAAAAAGUGUCACAAGAUGGUCAAACAGCUGUGUUGAUGGCAAUUGAAGGGUUAUCCCAAGUAUUCCAUGGGUAUCGUCACCACUAAAAUGAAUGUUUCAGGAAUUUAUUAUAGAUUAUUUUCUUAGAUAGAAAGAAGAGAAAGGGUACAGAGUACCUGCGUUUGGCCAGAUAAUGUUGUUGGGUUGUAAGGAAAUAAUGUUGGUUAAAUUUCUCUGCUUAAACAUUGUCCUGCAAAAGGUGAGAGCUUACAUUAUGCUUUCCUCUGAAUUCCUCAGAAGCUUAGGCUAUGCAUGGGCGCUUGGAUAGUCUCAGUCUCCAAACUAUCUGUGUUUAAAAUUUGGAAUUCAGUCAGACUUGUUGUAUGUGCAUCUAGUGAACUAUUGAUUUCAGCUAAAACUGAGCCAAUCUACACCUUUCUCACGUUUAAAAUGAUCCCAAUUUACCCUUCAACCUAUGAAGAACCUCGGCUGAAUUAACUGAUUAAUGAUUAACUGGCACUUCUACAAACAAACCCAGUUGCUAGCAUGUGCAGGUCACUUGGCAUUCAGCGCAUAAGAGUGGAGGUGAAUAACAGCAUUUGUGGCGGUUUAAAGCAUGUGUAGGGGUUCUUUAAAGGUUGGAGGGUAAAUUGGGAGUAAACCGGAAAUCAAUUGUCCACUAUACGCACAUACACAACGAUUCUGAUUGAAAUAUCAAAUUUUCAAAUGCAGAUAGUUUAUAGACUGGGACUAUCCUAGUGUCGUGGGCUAUGCUAUGAUGAUUAUACUACUAUCACAGGUAUAGUAUUCUUUUGCUUCAACUAUCAUGACAACUGGAAUGACAAUAAUAUGUAGAUUGGAGGAAGGAAAACAAAGGAUUUGGCUAGUAGACUGCAAAAUUGCACUAGGGAGCUAUAUUAUUAGUCUCUACCAAUAGGCUUAUUGACAAAUAAUGUAGAAAUAUGGCCAUGGUGGCAGUAUCCCAAUGAAAAAGAUGUACAUAGGAUCCUCCUAAAAUUACAUUUAAGACUGGGACAAGAUAAAAUAUUUUUAGUGAAUUUUUGAAUGUCUUCCAGAAAGGCAUAUCCCAAGGCUUCACACAAAAGAACUAUACUUUAUUUUAGAACAUUUUGGUGAUGUUGAAAAAAAUAUCAGGAUCUCCCCUCCCCACCUGCACAUAGAAUUCUAUUUUAGACACACUUUAGGGCCUGUAUGAACUUGGUAAAGAGGAUUGGAACAGUUUGUAGAUUUAUUUGGUAGGAUGUCAUCACAGCAAAUGCCUAUGAUUAACAUAUUUCUCUGACUUGUGCCUAUUACAAAUUAUUAUCAUAUUAUUGGUCACUUUUGGCUAUUUUUUUCAUUACAAGUUCAUACUGGAUAGAUAUAUAGGAAGCCUUAGUUUGUAGUGCACUAGACCUGAUAUUAAACAACUGAUUCAUAAA